Messenger RNA from Leptomonas pyrrhocoris, 2026 nucleotides. RefSeq lists its product as hypothetical. The transcript has a single exon. Bases 194 to 2026 code for a protein of 610 amino acids. Lineage: Eukaryota; Euglenozoa; Kinetoplastea; Trypanosomatida; Trypanosomatidae. The record is from RefSeq and is a predicted model, not a curated record.
GCUCUCCCACUCUCUGUUGUUGAGGGUCAGGCGACAUAUUCUUGAGGACUCUCCAGCUUGGGGGCAAGCUGUUUUCUGUUGGCUUCCCAAUUCGCUAGUGGAGAGAGUUUAUCAUUACUUUUAUUCGGAGCAAGCUGCGCUGACAAGGGAGAACACCCACUCCCCAUCCCCCCACACACAAACAAGUGCGCAAAUGGCUACCCUCAAAGACGGCCGCUUUGUGUUUAUCCACGCCGAUAGUCACCACCUACUGCUCGAGCGGCCCAGCGCCAUCAGCGACGAUGCAGCAACCAGGGCUACCUCUUCAACCCCGUUAGCGACGCAGCUGCUGUACGGCGGUGUCGUCUACGCCUUCGCGCUGAACAAGGCGCAGACGCGUAUUGCGAUGGUGUGCCCGAGCGUCAGCGCUGCUGCUUCUGCCACGCCAAACCCGGAGCGACUGGACGCCCCACAGGCGGUGCUGCGCUUGUUCUCCUUUUCCAACGGCGAGGUCGGCGAGCUCUUGACGGAGCUGAUCACGGCGAUGGCGCAGCGCGUCGCGUGGGUAGGCGAUCGAUACCUUGCUCUGGACGUGCCGCCCGACAAGGACAGGAGCACGCCCUUCACUUCUCCAGCCAACAGCAAGACGACGCCGAGCAACACCUCGUCGACGAUUCUGGUGGAGGUGGGAAAAGCGCCGGUGCGGCUGAGAGUGAUACGCGAGGACACGACCUCCGCCUCCCCCGCUGCCGGGCCGGGGUUUAUUCUGUGUGAUAUCUGCACCACGCGACGUAGUCUUCGGCUGUGGGACCUGCAGCGAAACAAAAUGAUGAGUGAGUGCCAACUGCCGAAUCGUAGGUGCCGUCACGGUAAGGCGCGAGUGGCGGUGGCCACCAGCAGCGACGGGCCUUUUGUGUUUGUGGUGAACGAUGACUGGACGGUGCAUGGGUUCUACGUGGGCCGCAGUGGAACCGUCCACACGCCGCGCCCGGUGUUGACGCAGUUCGAGUCGCAGACGGUCAAUCGUGCGUUGCAGGGCAACACCAGCGCUGCUGCGAUCAACAAAGUCGAAGGCAGAGGUGAUGAAGGCGCAGACCGAAGUGAGAGAGAGGAAGAAAACGUCCCCGACAGGACAGGGCGAUCACCGCGAUCCUCUUCGACGCAUGGUGUUGCGUUACCGGCGCCGAAGCUGCACACACGUAUGCUGAGCGAGACACAGGUGCUGCUAGCAUUGACAGGGUCUUCUACAGUGCUGCAAUGCACCUACAACCCGAAAGGGAAAGAUGAAGAGCUGAAAGUAGUGGCGAAGAUGCGCCUCACACGACGCUUUCACGCCACGGCGGAGGUGGUGGGGCUCUCCAAAAAGGCGUGUUUGGUGUGUCAGCGCGACGCCGCUGCGAACAACGACGAUGAUGAUGACGAGCCGGCAAAGAGUGUCUGCACGUAUUUUGCGCUGCCGUUGGAGAUGAAACCCACCGGCCAAGCAGCGGCGGAGGCGGUGGUGGCGGUAACGGAGUCCACCGAGGAAGGCACCGAAAGUGGUGGGGUGGGGUGCAGUGGCGGUGUUGCCGUGGGAGAGGGAAGCGCGGCGGCGGCGACGACGGAGCAGAAACGGAAGCGGAAGCGGAACAAAAAGGCCGCGGCUGCCUCAGAUGCCGAAAGUGACGGAGCAGCAACCCUUCCACCUUCUACCGCCGCUGCUGCUGCUGCUAAUGAAGCCGCAGCAGGUGCAUCUUCUCCUCCAGCGGGGCGAGGUGGCACUGGCGGACCCACGCAGCGUGCGGUGGAGCGGCUGCUGGUGCACGCCGGUAUAUCUGAAAAGAUCCAGCUGCCGAAUGCCUUCACCAGAGACGGCGGCAGCAGCGGUGCGCGUGAGGGCAGGAGCACACCCGCGGUGCCUACUGAUGCCGCCAACGGAGGUGGAACUAAUUCCCCUUCACCUAACAAUAAGAAGAGGCUGUCGACAGAUGCGCUGUAUACCGCAGGCGGUGUAGUGGUGGGGGCGGUGGUGAUGAUGUGUGUGAUGCGCAAGCUGGCUCUCUUGUAG